Peromyscus eremicus (cactus mouse) is the source of this 3004-nucleotide messenger RNA. It is a transcript of the gene Fnbp1, whose product is annotated as formin binding protein 1. Gene Ontology annotation, molecular function: protein binding. The transcript is spliced from 16 exons. The record is from RefSeq and is a predicted model, not a curated record. Gene Ontology annotation, biological process: signal transduction; endocytosis. The coding region runs from base 149 to 2014 and encodes 621 amino acids. Lineage: Eukaryota; Metazoa; Chordata; Mammalia; Rodentia; Cricetidae.
CGGAGAGACGAGAGGUGGAGAGCCAGGGCUAGAGGAGGAGCGGGCCGGAGGAAACGGCGGGAGGCCGGCUUUCCGCAUUCACAGUGUCCGCAGGGCCUCAGCGAUCGCCGGCGAAGGGGGUAGGGGGCCCCUUCCCGGUCCCUGCACCAUGAGCUGGGGCACCGAGCUUUGGGAUCAGUUUGACAACUUAGAAAAACACACCCAGUGGGGAAUCGAUAUUCUUGAAAAGUACAUCAAGUUUGUGAAGGAGAGAACUGAGAUUGAGCUCAGCUAUGCCAAGCAGCUCAGGAAUCUUUCAAAGAAAUACCAACCCAAGAAGAACUCGAAGGAAGAAGAAGAAUACAAGUACACAGCAUGUAAAGCGUUUCUUUCCACCCUGAAUGAGAUGAACGACUAUGCCGGCCAGCAUGAGGUCAUCUCUGAGAACAUGACGUCACAGAUCACGGUGGACCUGAUGCGCUAUGUGCAGGAGCUGAAGCAGGAGAGGAAAUCGAACUUCCACGAUGGACGGAAGGCCCAGCAGCACAUUGAGACGUGCUGGAAGCAGCUGGAGUCGAGUAAGAGGCGUUUCGAACGGGACUGCAAGGAGGCUGACCGCGCGCAGCAGUACUUCGAGAAGAUGGACGCUGACAUCAACGUGACCAAGGCCGACGUGGAAAAGGCACGGCAGCAAGCCCAGUUACGUCACCAAAUGGCAGAGGACAGCAAAGCUGAUUACUCCUCAAUCCUGCAGAGAUUCAACCAGGAGCAGUGGGAAUACUACCAUACCCACAUCCCCAACAUCUUCCAGAAAAUACAAGAGAUGGAGGAAAGGCGGAUCGUGCGCAUUGGAGAGUCCAUGAAGACCUACGCGGAGGUGGACCGGCAGGUGAUACCCAUCAUCGGGAAAUGCUUGGAUGGUAUAGUGAAGGCGGCUGAGUCUAUCGACCAGAAAAAUGACUCCCAGCUGGUCGUGGAAGCCUACAAGUCAGGGUUCGAGCCUCCUGGAGACAUUGAGUUCGAAGACUACACGCAGCCGAUGAAACGCACGGUAUCAGAGAAUAGCCUUUCAAGCUCCAAAGAAGGCAAGGCCGAGCUCAAGUUCGGCGGCAAAUCCAGAGGCAAGCUGUGGCCGUUCAUCAAGAAAAACAAGCUUAUGUCCCUUUUAACAUCCCCCCAUCAGCCUCCCCCUCCUCCCCCUGCCUCUGCCUCACCCUCUGCUGUUCCCAACGGCCCCCAGUCUCCCAAGCAGCAAAAGGAACCCCUCUCCCACCGCUUCAACGAGUUCAUGACCUCCAAACCCAAAAUCCACUGCUUCCGGAGCCUAAAGCGUGGGCUUUCUCUCAAGCUGGGUGCCACACCAGAAGACUUCAGCAACCUCCCGCCUGAGCAGAGAAGAAAAAAGCUGCAGCAGAAAGUUGAUGAUCUCAAUAAAGAGAUCCAAAAGGAGAUGGAUCAGAGGGACGCCAUCACCAAAAUGAAAGAUGUGUACCUAAAGAACCCUCAGAUGGGAGACCCGGCCAGCUUGGACCACAAACUCGCUGAGGCCACCCAGAACAUAGAGAAACUGCGGCUGGAGACACAUAAGUUUGAGGCCUGGCUGGCUGAGGUGGAGGGCAGACUCCCAGCACGGAGUGAGCAGGCGCGCCGGCAGAGUGGAAUGUAUGACGGUCAGACACACCAGACAGUCACUAACUGCGCCCAGGACCGGGAAAGCAGCCCAGAUGGGAGUUACACGGAGGAGCAAAGUCAGGAGAGCGAGCUCAAGGUGCUGGCCGCGGAUUUCGAUGAUGAAUUUGAUGAUGAGGAGCCACUUCCUGCCAUAGGGACCUGCAAGGCCCUCUACACAUUUGAAGGUCAGAAUGAAGGCACCAUUUCCGUGGUGGAAGGGGAGAUGCUGAGCGUCAUCGAGGAGGACAAGGGUGAUGGGUGGACUCGCAUCCGCAGAAGCGAAGAUGAGGAGGGCUACGUCCCUACCUCCUACGUCGAAGUCUAUUUAGACAAAAACGCCAAAGGUGCUAAGACUUAUAUUUAAUCCACUUAAGACAAAACAAAAACCUUUAAAAGCAUUGGAGUUGUCUCUCCCCACCACUUUGGCUGUUACAGGCCUUCAAGAGGCCGGCACAGAGCAAGUGAUGCAGACACUCGGGGAACUGGGGGCAUCUCGUGCCUGAGUUUGUCCAACGUGGCCAUGUGCAGAGCUGCCACUGGCCUGCUUACAACUGUGUCCUUUGAAAUCCGAUCAGUGUUUCCAUCCUUUCAACAAAAUGUGUAGAUUUUUUAAAUGUAUAGUGGUGGUUCGUGCCUAUAAUCCCAGUGCUCAGGGGGCCGAGUCAGGAGCAUCCCAUCAUGCCUAUAAUCCCAGUGCUCAGGGGGCCGAGUCAGGAGCAUCCCACUGAGUGUCAGGUUAGCCUGGGCUACAGAGUAAGACUCAGUAAAUAAAUAAAUAAAUAAAUAAAUAAAUAAAUAAAUAAAUAAAUAAAUAAAUAAAUAAAUAAAUGUUACAUUUGUUACUUCAUCAGGGGAACUGAGUAACACCUAAAGUCUUUGACUAAAGACUGUAACAUUCUCUUGGUGCCCACGCUGAGUGCCCUUACAGUUGCUGCUCAGGUCCCCUGUGUUAGCCUUUAAUUGUCUGAGUGUCCCAAACAACCAAGAGAUGUCCAGAAAUGUGUGCUCCUUGAGUGAUUUAACUUUGACUGACAUUAUCAUCUUCUGGGCCUGGGCCAAUGGUAGGGUGUCUUCAAGCUGUUGAGACAGGCUUCUGCAGCAGCUAAGUGCCCAACACCCCUGUGGGUGUGAUUUUCUAUUCCUGUCAGAGGGUUUGCUGUGAGCAGAACCUGGUGUACCAGCCACUGCACAAAAUGGCACCUGCAUGUCCCUUUUUAAGGGGAAGACUUUCAUUUUCUUUUUGAUCUAUAAGAGCCAAUGUUUGAAAUACUAGACACUGUUUUUGGGGUUCUGGCACAUUUGAUCCAGCUAACUACAGCCAGAAUAAAAUAAAUGGUCUCGUGUUUUAAGGGAA